AUAUAUUAAUAUAUUUAUGGUUGAAUGGAGAUUUCUCUUAUCGACUACAACAUAGAGCCAUUGAAGAAAUAUCUAUACGUCUGACAACUCAAUUAAAGCCAUCAAUAUCUAUAGAAUUCGCAAGAAAACCACGAAAAAUGGAUUAUGUAAAAUUAUAGAAAGUCACGGAAUAUAUAAUAGAUUAAUACUGUUGUAUACCGGCCCAUUGACUUUUAAAUCUAUUUAAAAAAAGUGUGUACAUCUAUUUUAUGACAUUACAUAUAAUUAUUGGAAUCUUGUCUUCAAAGUAUUUGCACAAGCAUCUAUCUUAUGCACAAGAUCUGAUUAUUUUUUUAUUAAAACAUUUAUCAAACUUUAUGGAGUGCAAAACGUGUCACAUAACAUCCACAGCCUUAUACAUCUUAUAGACGAUGUCAAAAAAUUUGGAUCACUUAAUAACUUCAGUGCGUUUAAGUUUAAGAACUUAAGUUUGAGAACAUGCAAGUAUUUAAAAAAUAUCUCAGAAAAGCAGAGAAACCUUUACACAACCUUUAGAACAAAUUGUACGGAGAUAUAUUGAAAAAGAAAUUAAUUUAAGUACAUCAUCGAUUGAUUUGUCGGAUUCCAUUUUGAUAUUCCAUUUUGACAUCCAACUUUAAUGUCCUUACAUAACGAUGGUCCACUUCUAUCCGAUUACAAUAAUCCAUAAUAUAAAAUUAUCAAAUAUUACGGAGUAACAUUUCAAGCUGGAACACUUGCAAAUAGUUGUUGUGGUUUAAGUUGUGAUGCUAUUGUAUGUAUUGAAAAUGUGGCACAUUGCAUAAAGCAAAAUAUUCCUGUCAUUAUCGGAUACGAAUUUUUGGAAAAAGAAGAUCUAUUUAACGUUCCCUGCUUAUCUUCGUUACUUAGGAUUUAUUCCGUAAAAUCAUGCUCAGAUUUGAAAUCAUGGCCAUUGAAAAAUAUUAUUAAAAAAUAUGUCAAAUUGCCAUGCGGAAAUGAUAAAUAUGCAGUCUUCCCAUUACACAAUGAAAUGUAAUUGAUAUUCAUUCACAUAGAAUGACAUAAAUUUUAUGCAAUCGUCGAAUUCGAAGAUGGACCAUAAGUAAUACCAAAUAAUUGGUUAAGUGGAGACUUAACAAAAACUUUUUGGCCAAACUUUACGAAUAACAAACGAUACGAUAAAAUGGUGAAACUUAUGGAGGAACCGGAAUGUACUUGGUUGGAAUAUGCCAUUCGAAAAAUAUAUAGAACAUUUCAUAACUAUGUAGUAGCAAGAAAAAAGUUGAAAGAUGCCGAAGAGUUAUCCGACAUUAACUCUGGCACUGAAAUAAAGGAGAAUUUAAAAAAGUCGAGAAAAAUCAGAGCCGCUAAAGUUAUCGACAAAUCGAGUAAUGAGGAAUCAUCUGAUGAUGAAAUGGCACUAAUCUCACAACUUCCGAAAUUUUCAAACAAGCAUUCCAUGACUGCAGAAAUCACUAAAAAAGCAUUAAAAAUUACAAAGGAUGCACAAAAAGGUUUGCAUUGCAAUGAAAAUGUGCUUGAUGCAUCCGCAGAACAAUCAUUUGAUGACGAAAUUAAUAAUACAAAUGUGCCAAUCCGACAAAGAGAUGAGACAUCAAAUCCAUUAAUGAAUAAAUUUGCAUUGCAAUGAAAAUUUGUUAGAUGCAUCCGCAGAACAAUCAUUUGAUGAUGAAUUUAAUGCGAACAUGCCAAUCCGAUUAGGAAACAAGACAUCAAAUCGAUUGAUUAAUAAACAAGAUCUGCAUUGCAAUAAAAAAAUUCUUAAUUCAUCUGCAGAACAAUCGUUUGCUGACGAAAUUAAUGCAAACGUGCCAAUCGAUCUAAAAAAGAUAUCAAAUCCAUUAAUUAAUAAGCAAGGUAUA
Pogonomyrmex barbatus (red harvester ant) is the source of this 1862-nucleotide messenger RNA. RefSeq lists its product as uncharacterized. The record is from RefSeq and is a predicted model, not a curated record. NCBI's taxonomy places the organism in Eukaryota, Metazoa, Arthropoda, Insecta, Hymenoptera, Formicidae.